Messenger RNA from Ipomoea triloba (trilobed morning glory), 1031 nucleotides. RefSeq lists its product as uncharacterized. The record is from RefSeq and is a predicted model, not a curated record. Lineage: Eukaryota; Viridiplantae; Streptophyta; Magnoliopsida; Solanales; Convolvulaceae. The transcript has a single exon. Bases 180 to 821 code for a protein of 213 amino acids.
AAGAAGAAGAACAAAAAGGGGGGGAGCAGAGAAACAAAAACAGACCACAAUGUACCUCUAAACUCCCUUUCUGUUUUCCCCCUUUUUGUCUUGAAUUGUAAGUUUUGUAAUACCCAAAAACAGCAAAACCUCCACCGUCUGUCGUUUGUCGCCAUUCUUUCUCAUCACGUACGUCUAAGAUGAGCGAGCCAUAUAAAACGAUUAGUACAGUUAAGCCGGCGCAAGUGUUUUUGAAGAAAACUAUUGAUAAGACAAAGAAGUUCCUACUCAAAACACUCGAAACCCUGAAAUCGUUCCUGUUUCGGGGCUACAAGAAUGCCGAUCAACUCCCCCAAUUAAAGAGCGUCAACAGGAUUUCAGACAGCGCCAUUAAAGAGCUGGAUGAUUUCUACAGAAGCUGGUCUCAACGGUGGGAGUCUGAGAAGACAGAAUCUGGGAAAAAGCGAAGUGGAGGGAGUGGUGAAUGUGUUAUUGCGAUCCAAAAGAAUGUUAAAAGGACGAAAGAUGGCGAAGAAGAGAGGAGGUGUGAUGAUGAAGUGAAAAGAUCGAGAAGAGAGGCGUUUUCGCAGUGUGGGAAUAAAGGGAGCAGUCGGAGUUUGGCAAAGAAGAUGGAGGAGCUGGAGAUGAUGGAUAUGGAAGAUGUGGAUCAAGUGUUGGACAUUGAAGAAGUUCUGCACUACUAUUCUCGACUCAACUGUCCGCUUUACCUGGACAUUGUGGACACCUUUUUCAUGGACAUGUACACUGAGUUCUCCCUCCCACCGCCUACUAUAAGCCGUGUCAACAGUUCAAGGAGAAGUCUUGGUCCGAUUAAGCUCUAGAAACUCAAACUGCGCCGUUCUAUGUAAACCCAGGUCUGGAUUGUUUCGGUUACGUUUAGUUUGUACAUUGCUGCAAAUUUCCAGCCGUGUGAACAUUGCCAACUUCAAUAAUAUGCUGUGGAAUUAAUUGAACGUUGUUCAUUUCCGUCGACUGUUUAUGGCGUGUAUUUGGAUAGCUAAUGCAGAAUAAACAUUUCAGUAAUUUUAUAA